Molecule: messenger RNA, 5899 nt
Organism: Hyposmocoma kahamanoa
Lineage: Eukaryota; Metazoa; Arthropoda; Insecta; Lepidoptera; Cosmopterigidae
Exons: 2
Coding region: 88-597 (169 amino acids)
Source: RefSeq, a predicted model, not a curated record
ACCGCCCCGGACGCGGGCGGGACGAGACGUCCGCGGCGCGCACGACACGCGACACGCGACACGACACGCCGACGACAUGCGCCCAAUAUGUGUUGGCGGCAAGUGUCGAAAUUCCAAAAAACUGUGAUCGUCCUGCUUUUGUAUUCAUUCAUAUAUUUCUUCCUGUCAACAAUCGCGCGGCCGGAGCCCAUGUACAACUUUGUGAAAGAAGAUCUGCGCAUUGGCGACAAAUACGUGUUGAUUUAUUUAAUAUCAAAUACACGUGUGUUUUCGGACGCGGAAGGCUCCGACGUGUUCGUCAAGCGACACUGCGGGAACUGCUUCAUCACGAACAAUAAGGGAUUUCUACCUCUCAGCGAGUACGACGCUGUUGUUGUCCAUGGACAUCGAAGCAAGUUGGCAGAAGCGUCAGCAUACAUGGACCCCGAGAAGAGAUACUUGAUGGAGACGCGGAAAGAGUGCCUUGAGAAGAAAUUGGUUGGCUGUGGAAAUGAACCAAAGAUCACAUCGUUCUCGACACGAGAAACUUACGAUCUGCGGAGUCUGUGCCAUUAUUUACACGAGACCCGAAAACAGGAAGUUGAACCUGAAACGUAGACGUGGAAUUCGAUGUGCCAGUGAAAUUUUAAAGUCUGUAUUAGGUUAUGUCAAAUGUGCUUGAAGCUCGAGGCCUUGAUAGUGUAAGUUUACUUUGGAAUCUAGUGUAAUGGAAUAAUAUUGAAAUAUUUGGGCUUUUAUGUCUGUACAUGUAAAUAAAUGUACUUACCGUCGUUAAACCAUUUAGUUAAGUACUGAAGAAGAUUCAGCAAUUGCAUGUCAACUUCGCUUUUUGUUACGGGUUCAUCAGAUAGGGAUUGCGAUUCGCAAUCAGGCAAAAAGUUUGUUAUUAAAUCAUAGUUUAUUAGUUUUAUUGCGGGCAGUCUUAUGCUUUCAAUAAAUAUUAGGUACAUUGUGUUACUCAAUAUUCGUGAAUGAAUUUCGUUUUUUAAUUAAUUAAUUGUUGUGUUUUUCUUUUUCUGUUUGAUGGAGCCGUUUUUAUAACAAAUAUUUUACGCUUAGUUUAGUUAUAAACGUUUCAGAGUCUAGGUAGAUCUUAACGGAAUCAUUUGUUGCAAUUGAUGUACUUUUUAAAUAAUAGUUGUACUCAGCGAGCUCCAAAAACUAUAUAUCUAUUGAGUUCUAUGUAUGCAGUUGAACUCUAUUGCAUUUAUGGGGAACAAAAAUAUAUACAUACGUAUAGGCUAUGAUUAGUUUACCUACUCAGUUCUGGUGAAAAAGUUAGUGUAACCUCUUGUCUCACGAUGUUUUAUUCAACACCUUUUGUAAUGUCUGUAAUUUGUUUGCCUGCAUUAAUGUCCGUUCAUUCCAAACACACAAUAUGUAAGUAUUAAGUACAUAUUAGGAUAAGCGACUACAAUCUUUACCGAUUUACAGAAUCAACUCCAUUGUUCCAUGCUUCAAGGCAAAGAGGCGUAAGCCACCUGCUGUGUGUGUAUGGAUUAUUUUUAACUGACCUUUAUUUUAAUUUUACCAAUGCGUUGGCGUUUUUAUUUCAAGCUUAGAAUAACCCACUUACCUAACGUGAAUGACCUACGUACAUAUGUAUGUAUGUAGUGAUAAGCUAUCGUAAAUGUUCCAUUUCAAUUAGUGUCCUAGUGUGCUGUGAAAUUGUGCGAAAACCGUUAUUUUUCAAUUGUCGUACGUUUGAUAAUCAUCUAGGAACAGAAUACAAUACCACCAAUAAUAAAUUGUUUAUUUCUGACAAUAGCUCACUGUCACCACCGUGCCAUUUUCUAGAAAGUAGGCAAUAAGUAUAGUGGAAGACUGGUUUCCAAGCUAGAUAAAACCUAUGUUAUGGAUCGCCAGGCCCCACGCCAAGGACAUAAAGUAAAAUGUAUUCUACGAACUUAACUUAGUCAUGUUAUUUUGUCGUCUGCCUUUGUUACUUUCUUAUUAGGCGCCAGGCUGAGUUCUGCGAACGUUUGUUUGCGUAUAAACUCACUUAAAAGUACUCCCGCAGAGCCAUCACAAAUGUUGACUUUAGCAUCCAGAAAUCAGGCGUGCGUGACCAUUAUAAAAAAUAUUGUGACACAUUUGAGUGUACCUACCACCUACACUAGCGGGUGACAUUCGUAAUUGGGUUCGUAACAAUAUCCAGUUCAGCAUUAUACAUGUGUUGUGCUAUUGCUAUUGCAUAAACUCUAUGAAUUUACUGUUUCACACUUAGAAAAAAUAUCGUGAGCACCGUAAUGUUUUGUGAAGUCUAUUUCAUUAUAAUUAAAAUGAAUGUGUGAAAGAAUCUCUAAUGAAAGAAUAUUAGCAUAAACGUGUUUGGGUACUUUUGUUUGCGCUGUUAAAGGCCGAAUUGUGAUACAAUGUACAAAGAAGGGUCACAGUACCAGUAUUAUGUUAAGUAAUUAACCAGAGUACACACGAGGUUAACAAAACCAUUGUCAGUAGGCGGCAAAUCGUUAAACGGAAAACAAAUGAAAAUUACGCUUCUUGAGUGUCUAAAUGUGUCGAGGUUAUAAAAAGGUUAAAAAAAAUACAUUGUCCACUUCGUGCAUUUCAUUCGUCCAGUAGCGCGACUUAGAAGCGGUCUAGACGAGGGCCUAAAGCGAGGAGACGCGCGGGCCACGUGAGUUGCCCUCUGAGUCGGAAGCCAUGUCUGGACUUGGUCGCAGAAUAAUGUGGCCGGCAUCGUCGGCACUAGCUCGGAGAGCUUGUAGAGGAUGAGCUAGAUAUCCUCGGACCCUCUAGCCGCUUAGGUUAUUGGGAACUGGAGAGACACCGUUUUUCGAGAAGUGAGUGUAAGCAGAGCACAAUGGGAAGUGAGCUUGUUCUCAAAUCCGGCACCUAUCUGUAGAAUGGGGAGGGCACUAGCGUUCUGAGAACCGUAUGAAGUCCGUGUAAACGGGCUGAUCUGGGGUCAGGACCAGACUGAGUAGGUCCCUAUGCGAGAUUGCUUGAACAGGUCAUAGUGCCGCCGCAUAACCAAUACGUUGAUAGAGAAGGUCACUAUAAAAUAAACUUAUGUAGAAAAGAUAGGAAGUUGUCCACCUCAUACAAUACAAUACAACAAAACAAAUAGAAAAACAAAGAUGUAAAUUGUCUCUGUCUGCAGUUCAUUUAUAAUAGUUUCAUAGUUACGACUGAUUGAAUUCAUGUUUGGAACAAAUAAUUAAUGUUCAAUUGAUAUUAUAAACACAAAUGAUUUUUUCAUCAAUACCAUUUUUAAAUAAUCUAAAAAGUAAUCACCGAGCAUUAUUUUGCAAAUGCGAUCGACGUCUACUCUACCCAAAAAACUACGUUGGAAUGAUGUUUGACUAAUGUUAUACGUGUAGUUAAUUGUUGACCUGAACGCUGCGGAACCAAAGCGACACGCAGAGGGCAAACGUUUCAUACAGUUUAAUUCAAACACAUUGUUCUAAGAAUAAAAUACUGUGUUGGCAUAAGGAUUUUUUAAAGUUAUUCAUAUACAGGCUGGUUAUUUUAUUUCUCGUAAUUCUAUACGAUAUUCAUACUUACGUUAAAAAUACAUUUUAAAAAUAGAAAAAUAAACGGGCUAAAAACUGUUUUCACUAAUUUAACAUACUGCUAUUCAUUAUGCUGAAUUUCGUUUUUGAAAUUUCACGAAAUAAAAUGGCAACCUGUAUAAGAUGCAAAUCCUCAAUUUUGAUUAUUAUAGGGUAUUUCGAAUUAUUCAGUGAAAAGAAGCUGGAAAUCUGCUGUGGUGUAAUUAAAUAUGUACUUAAAAAUAUGACAAUAUUAUACAAUAACCUGUAGAUAGCACAUUUGAACUUGUCUUUCAUAAAGUUGUUCUCUAGAAGAUGAAAGCGAGUAACGGUUAUUAUUGUAAAUUUAUAAACCCCAAUCGGUACUUAAAAAAACGCGCUUUUUGCAAUGUUACAAAUGUUUUGUUCUGUUAUAUAAAAAAAAGAAACCUAACUGUAAGUUAUUUUAGACUACAAAUACCAUAGAUUAGUAUUUACAUUAUACACGCAUGUCCACAACCGUCCGAUGAAAUACAGGAUAACUUAUUCAUUAACAUAUUGCCAAUAAUAUGGGGUAAUACAUUCAUUAUAAUAAUAUUUCUAUAAUUUCGGUACCUCCAAUAAAUACUAACUUAAUUUUUGUACCUAUUUUGUUUUUUGUUUCUGUCUUUUCACAAAAGUUUUUGUUUUUUUUUCGAAUUUUGUUUUUUGGUUUCUUUUUUCACAAAAUUCAGGGAGCAUAAUUUAGUAAAUAAAUAUGUCUGUUUACAAAAAUAACAGAAAAUGACCAAUACUAAAAUUGGCGUAGUGUUCACUGGAGGUAUCGAUUUGGUCAUACAUGUAUGUAUACCGUUACUCCUGUUUGAUAUACAGGGUGUAAGACAUAUGGGUCACGGAGGGAAAGUCAGGAUAUUUUGCUUCAUGGCAUGAAAUGUCAAAAAAACAUCCUGUAUUUUUCUGAUGCUAAUCGAAGGUGUCAAUUAUAAGGAUCAAUUCCUUUUAAUCAACAUAGUACGUUAAAUUAAAGGCGCGCCGCUCAAUUAUACAAUUAACUCCAAAAAUAAAUAAACUUGAAAGUGAAACUGCCAAUAAAUCGACGGGGUGAAGCAAAACAUCUUCCACAAUAUUUCAAGAUCUCUCCCUCCGUGUGCCACAGUCGCGAGAUGCCUGACACAUGUAGGCAGAGACUAUGGAUCUCCUCACUUGUUUUCCUACUUUCCCUUCAUAACUCCCGCUUCCUCCACUUGCUAUCAUAAAUCUUUCCAAACAGGCUCGUUUAUUUUGUGUCCUUAAUUUGCUUGAUUUAUAUACGCCGAGGUCCACCUUUCCCGCCUUUUACAUCCAUCUUUACGCCACAUUUGCUCCAUAUAUAUAUGCCGUUACGUUCUGUCAUAAUCGUCAUGAGAGACAUUCCAUUUUCGGACUUGUCAUUACAUUGUCUUUCGCACUAUGACACCUCCAUGUUUUCGUCAAUACCACGCAUCUUCUGCCGCACUCACCAUACACCGCCGUGCGUUAGGGUUGGCACCAUCCUGCCUUAAUUAGACGCUCAUUUUCUGCUAUAUUCUAAAUACCCGUAAAGGCAUGCGGAACUCUUUUCAUCUGAUUUCUGGUUUUACUUUCCUGUAACAUCAUCUCAUACCUAAAAUAAUGUAUAUUUAUUAACUUAUUCCACUAAUGUUACGUUUUCUUUUAUCAGACUGCGCAGAAGCCUACUAUCUUAUUUGUUAUUGUAAUAGCUUCAUCGGCCUACGUAUUUCAGUGUUUACUUAUGUAUUUAAACAUGCAUAUUUAUUAAAUGGUUGCGCGUAACCGUUGCUUAUUCGAAUAAUUAUGUACAAUGCCACGUUAUUAGUCGUAGCUAUUUUAAUCUAAACGCUAUUUUAAUUUAAACGAUCCUAUGUAUUACAACUUAAAUGUAAAAAAAACUUUACUUCUCCGAAUUUUAGGAUGCUGUCCCUUAGAGUGACAGCGAGCCAUCCGUCUAUUCUUCAUUUAAUAUUUGCAACGUACAUGUGUGUGGUAACGUUAUAUCCACUGAUCCAUUCAAACAAUUCUGCUCACUAUCGAGAAGUUAUACUUAAAGAGAAAUAUUUUGGAAAUUGGACGGGCGGUAUUUAUAUACGAUUAUAUCGUACAAAAACCAAUUGACAUUGACGAAAUGAAUGGAUUGUAAUGAACAGAAACAAUAAUUGUGAGAAACACCAAUAGCUGUAAGGUAGUUAGAAAAUCUAAUAUAAUUACAUUUAUCAUAGUAGAACAAUAAUGACAUCUACCCGUUGUUAUAAUUUAAAAUGUACGUUUUGAUCACUGCAGUGUUUAAUUAAAGUUUUGUAAAUGUGGAUAGAAAAACAAAUAUUUAUUGAAUUAAUUAAAAAUUGUUAUUUUUUGAAGCAUCACUUUUG